AUGUUCAACAAUCUCCAGACAUUUGCCGUCGCCCUCCUGGCAGGCUCUGCCGCGGCAAUCGAUUUGAAGACCGAUGAUGAGCAAUCUAUUAAGAAUGCGGCAGCGACUGCGGCCUUCAACACCAUGUCAACAUACACUUCCAACAAGACAGGACAUGUCCCUGGCAAACUUGAUGGGACAUGGUGGCUUGGCGCUCCCUUAUUCCAGACAAUGAUCCAAUAUUGGUAUUUUACCGGCGAUGCCUCCAACAACAAGGCUGUGAGCCAAGGCAUGUAUUGGCAGCGUGGCGAGAACGACUACUUCCCUGCGAAUUACAGCCAAUAUCUGGGCAAUGACGACCAAGUGGCUUGGGGUCUUGCUGCUAUGACCGCCGCAGAACUGGGAUACACUGAGGAUUCCUCGAUGCCCACAUGGUUGACAUUAGCCGAGGGCGUAUUCAGGACCCAAAUUGAGCGAUGGGAUACUAAGAGCUGCGAUGGCGGCUUGCGCUGGCAAAUCUUUCCGUUCCAGGCUGGUUACGACGUUAAGAAUGCCAUGAGCAACGGAGGACUGUUUCAGCUCUCUGCGCGUCUGGCCCGAUAUACCAAAAACCAGACUUACGCCGACUGGGCGGAGAAGAUCUGGGACUGGAGUGCUAGGGUUCCGAUCUUGGACACCACCGAAUGGAGGAUUGCCGAUGUGGUAGAUGUUAAAUCCGAUUGCGGGACACACUCUGAUUUGCAGUGGACUUACAGCUACGGAGAAUAUAUCAGUGGGGCCGCCUAUAUGUAUAACCUGACAAAUGGCGAAACAUCCAAGUGGAAAUCAGGACUCGAUGGUCUUCUCAACACAAGCUUCCACAAUUUCUUCCCGGAGAGGUACGGUGGCAAGAUCAUGGUAGAGACCAGCUGCGAGAUCAUUAAAACUUGCAACCGAGACCAGGAGGCUUUCAAGGGAAUUUUUGCAUCCGACCUUGCUGGUGUCACUCUUAUGGCCCCUUAUACCAAAUCCGAGAUCCUAGAAAGAUUGCAGGGCUCUGCCGUGGCAGCCGCCAAACAAUGUACUGGUGGAGAUGAUGGAACUGUUUGUGGCCUACAGUGGUACAAGGAGAAAUGGGAUGGUACUACCAAUAUGGAGGCACAGAUGAGUGCCACCAGUCUCUUUACCUCCAACCUGAUUGCCUUUGAGCACAUGAAUAUAGCGACCCAAAAGACACCAGCAUCAACAUCGACAUCGACUACUCAAAAUACGUCUAGCACUACUGAAACUGAAGGUGCAACUGCAAGCCCCAAGGUGUCGGGGGUCGCGGUCUUAGCCAUCGCAACGUGGUUUACUACUUACAACUUUGUUGUGGAUGUCGAAUCGCAGGGCCUCGAACUCGUUGCGACCACCAAGGCCAGUCAGAUUGCUUCCAAUUUGGACCUUCUCGAAACAACCUGCAAAACCAUCGCCACACGAAUCCUGAUUCAAUCAGCCUUGAAACGUUACUAUGCGGGAAACAAGUCCGAAGAGAAUUGGACCAACCCGAAAGUGGAUGUGCAAUCUGCCCUUGAUAGUCGCGGAUACUUGGACCUUUACCAGGCCAUCAUUUAUUCGAGGGACGACCAAGGAGGAGCUGGGAUCUUGUUAAACCAGACCAGCGACACUGUUCCGGAUAUCACCCUUCCAUACACGUACUCGAACGGGACUUCCGUGAAAUUGGGAAAUGAGGGACUGGGCUACCCGCCUGCCCUGUACCCAAAUCUGACUUACCACGCCGGGUCGGGCGAUAGCGAUUCAACGGUUGUCUAUUCAUUCCCCGAUUACAUACUUGGAUUGGACUCCGCACUGCUUCUUGGUCCUUUGAAAGUCAACAAUUCCUUCUCUCUCAUAUCAUUGACCUUGCCGAUUGUCAACAACACUUCAGAUACGGAACUCUUGGGAUUCAUAACUAUUGUCGCUAGUGCCGCGAAUUUACAGAGUGUUGUUAGCUCGCGAGAUGGAUUAGGAAAUAGCGGACAAGUUCUUCUCAUUGGACCGUCGCAACGAGCAAAUAUCUUCGCUUCCACCGAGCAACCGGCAACAUCCACAUCUGCCCCUCGUGCCGCCGAUCUUCAUGGAGCAGAGGUUCACUACGUCUUCGAGCCUACGCCUUUGCCCACUCAAGUUAACCGGCACAAUGGCAUGUCAACAGAUACGCCAUUUGUCCUUUCUACAUACCCGAUCGCUCUACGAGUCAUGUUGGAAUCAUACACGAACGAGAAUAAUGCCUUGAGUGACCUGUCCGGUCGAAACGAGCGUGGGGCGAAUGUUGCUGUGGGCGCAGUCCGUCCUCGAAACGCACUCGUCCAAUGGAUUCUUCUCGUAGAAAAAGCUCACGCGGAAGCAUUUACACCAGUUGCUAGAUUACGGAAGAUUAUUCUUGCAUGCGUUUUCGGCACAGCCGGUGUCAUUAUCCUCAUUGUCCCUCUGGUGACACACUUCGCAGUUGCUCCUAUACGAAGAUUGCGUGCGGCAGCCCAGAAAUCCGUCGAGCCUGAGACUACACCACACCGUCCUGCCUCGGAGCCACAACGGAUUGGGUUCGAAGUCGACGAUGGACAAAGUGGCUCAGUUGAGCAAAUUGUGGAACACAUGAAUGAGAAAGGCUCCCCUGCCACGUGGGCAAAACGCCUGCGACGUCCCUUGGGGCGAUUCAACAGUUCCACAACCACGAGCAGUAAAGGAAAUACCCGAGGGUUUCAGAUUCCGGCUAGGGUCAAAGAAAGAAGACAUUGUGUUACGGAUGAGCUCACGGAGUUGACCAAGACUUACAAUGAGAUGUCGGACGAGCUCACAAUCCAGUACAAUCGGCUGGAAGAGCGAGUGGCUGAGCGCACCAGAGAGCUUGAAAAGGCCAAAUUGGCCGCGGAGACCGCCAACGAGAGCAAGACAUUGUUCAUCGCUAACAUAUCCCAUGAACUAAAGACUCCUUUGAAUGGAAUCCUCGGCAUGUGUGCCGUGUGUAUGGGCGAGGAGGACCUAUCCCGGAUCAAAAAGUCGCUCCAGGUGGUCUAUCAGUCUGGCGAUCUUCUCUUGCACCUCUUGAAUGAUUUGCUCACAUUCAGUAAGAAUCAAAUUGACCAGGCUAUCCAGAUCGAGGAAAAGGAGUUCAAGUUGUGUGAUGUUCGAGCGCAACUGGCCAUCAUCUUCCAAAAUCAAGUUAAUGAGAAACAUAUUGAUUUUAGCGUCAACUUUGUUUCUGGUUGCGUGACCCAGCCAAAAGGCAGUGUAUGUCGCGAGAACGGAUUGGAACGGACCUCCUCAGGUCUGGGUUCAACACAGUCUGGCAGAAUGGCAGACAUGGUCCUUUGGGGUGAUCAACAUCGAAUCCUCCAGGUAUUGAUCAAUUUGGUCAGCAACAGUCUCAAAUUCACACCCGAGAACGGGAAAGUGGAAGUCCGCAUCCGCCUUGUGGAGGAUCAUUCGAAAGUUGAAAGCAAUGAUAUGGCUCUGAAAGAGUCACCUCGACGCCAUUCACGAAUACGGUCCCAGGCCGGCUCAAGUGUCAACUCGUCGAUGCAAGGCCCUGCCGAUGCGACCGAGAGCCCAACUAAAGCACAACGGGUAUCACAGUCCAAUCUUCGCCAGCUUAAAUUUGAAUUUGAAGUUCAAGAUAAUGGGCCAGGUAUUCCUGCCCAUCUUCACCGGCGUAUUUUUGAUCCUUUCGUUCAAGGUGAUCUAGGCUUGAAUCGGAAGUACGGAGGAACUGGUCUGGGUCUCAGCAUCUGUGCUCAGCUAUCCCGCAUCAUGGGAGGUGACAUUCUACUAGAGAGUGAAGAAGGCAAGGGGUCUCUUUUCACUUUGAGAAUUCCCUUGGGGUAUGUUAAAGAAGUGCCCCCAAGCACACAUACUUCAAGCAUCCCAGAAUCUCGGACUCCAAGUGUCCUAUCCUUGGAAGACUUCGCACAAACCGUGCGAACACCCUCAAAUCACGGAUCAGUUAGGAGCGAACCCCCUGCGCCUGGAUUCGAGAAGUCAGAAAUCCAACCACGUUUGGUUGGAUUGAGUCAACCAUUUUUCACCCCGACUGUUCCAUCAUCUCCUGCAUCAUCGCCUCAAAAGUUGCCAUCUAAUAAAAGCUCAUCCGACACGAAACGGAUCCGUGUAUUGGUUGCUGAAGAUAACAAAGUUAACCAAGAAGUAGUCCGACGGAUGCUCGCCCUGGAGGAGGUGUAUGAUGUGACGAUUGUCAAAGAUGGCCAGGAGGCAUAUGACACUGUCAAAACAAAUAUGGAGAAGGGAGACGUGUUUGACCUAAUCUUCAUGGACAUCCAGAUGCCAAUACUCGAUGGCCUCGAGAGCACCCGACUUAUCCGGCAGAUGGGAUACUCUGCGCCCAUUGUCGCAUUAAGUGCUUUUGCAGAAGAAAGCAAUAUCAAGGACUGUAUGGACUGCGGAAUGGAUAUGUUCAUAAGCAAACCUAUUCGACGACCUGCGUUGAAGCAAGUCCUCAGCAAAUUUUCCACCAUCAUUGAGGAAACGGAACAUUGCUCUUGA
Messenger RNA from Penicillium griseofulvum, 4497 nucleotides. RefSeq names its product putative sensor histidine kinase/response regulator TcsB/Sln1 (gene tcsB). Gene Ontology annotation, biological process: phosphorylation; fungal-type cell wall biogenesis; phosphorelay signal transduction system. The record is from RefSeq and is a predicted model, not a curated record. The transcript is spliced from 10 exons. The coding region runs from base 1 to 4497 and encodes 1498 amino acids. Gene Ontology annotation, molecular function: mannan endo-1,6-alpha-mannosidase activity; phosphorelay sensor kinase activity. Lineage: Eukaryota; Fungi; Ascomycota; Eurotiomycetes; Eurotiales; Aspergillaceae.